Drosophila willistoni is the source of this 894-nucleotide messenger RNA. Its product is annotated as xylulose kinase. Gene Ontology annotation, biological process: xylulose metabolic process. Lineage: Eukaryota; Metazoa; Arthropoda; Insecta; Diptera; Drosophilidae. Gene Ontology annotation, cellular component: cytosol. Bases 1 to 894 code for a protein of 297 amino acids. The transcript has a single exon. Gene Ontology annotation, molecular function: D-xylulokinase activity. The record is from RefSeq and is a predicted model, not a curated record.
AUGAUCUUGUCGUCGAUAACUAAUACCGCUUCAGCAGUAGUCGGCUUGCGUUUCAAUAAGGAAACCGAUGUGGUUCUUUCGCUGGGACCUAUUGAUAAGCUUAUAAUGCACGUAGAGAACCAUCCAAAGCAAGAAGAGGGCCACUUACUUUGCGAUCCCAUUAAUCCAAAUGAAAGCUUCAGCUUAAUUUGCUUUCGCAAUGGGUCGAGGGUUCGUGAUGCCAUCUGUGAGCAGGUGGCGCAGGGUUCUUGGAGCACUUUUAGCGAAAUGUUGAAAAAAACUCCGAUGGGAAAUUAUGGCAAUGUCGGUCUAUAUUUUCCUGUUAAGGAAACAGAUCCACCUGCCAGUGGAACUUUACGUUGGGAUGGCAAAAUGGAUCCAAUGUCUCAUGAGGCAAUACACGGAUGCGAUGAAUUUGAAAGACCCGAGAUAGAGGCUCGCGCUGUCAUCGAGGGACAAAUGAUGCAUCAUCGGGCUAUGAUGAAAGACAUGGAUUUUCGUUUUGAUGAAAAUACCCGAAUUAUUGUCCUUGGCGAUGGCUCGCAAAACGAGAGUCUGCUCCAGGUGAUUGCCGAUGUAUUUAAUACUCCUGUCUAUACUCACUGCGGAGUCGAGCCAGCCCUAUUGGGUGGUGCGUAUCGUGCCCGUUACGCGUUCUACGAAUAUCGAGAGGCCAAUUGCAGCUGUCGUCGUUGUCGAAUGGCUUCGGGUAGAAAUCCAAAGCUGCAAUUUGAAGAUUUCUUCCGGAAUAUGCCCGGUGCUCUUAAGUUGAUGGCAGAGCCAACAGCGGGAUGUGAUGUUAUCUAUGAUCGUUUAACAGUGCGUUGCAUGAAUAUGUGCCAAUUGUUGGCUGCCAGCACUAGCAUACAUGAAAGUCACAUCGUUAUGGAAUAG